AUGACAACUUCACAGGAUACUCAUUUACGAGGAAGAUUGCUUUCCCUUGGAGUAUCAGUAUUAAUUGCAAUCGCUUCAGGUACUCCUUAUUUAUAUGGAGUAUAUUCACCUCAACUAGUUAAACGAGUUGGUCUCACUACAUCUGAUUCUGCAACCAUAUCCCUUUCCAUUACAAUAGGUACAAGUGUAGGUGGUUUGUUUGGUGGGUUUUUAAUUGAUCAUUUUGGUCCCCAACGUAGUAUCAUGAUGGGUUCAAUAUGUAUUUUAUUCAGUUAUUUCGGAAUGCAUAAAGUUUAUGAACAUAGAUAUGCCAAUAUGUGGGUUAUAUGUUUAUUAAUGAUAUUGGCUGGACUGGGAUCAAUAACAGCUUUCUUUUCCACUAUUAAAGCAGCAACCGCGAAUUUCCCAAAUCAUAGAGGUAGUGCCGCGGCAUUACCAGUAAGUGCAUAUGGAUUUGCCGCAACUAUAUAUUCAUUCAUUGCAGCUACGUUUUUCAGUCAUAGUGCUGGGGAUUUAUUGUUAUUUUUGGCAAUAUUUUGUGGAUCAGUAGCAUUUUUUGGUUCAUUCUUUAAUGUUGAUCCAUUUAUCACGCAAGAGGAUCAACUCUCUUUACUUACUGAACAAUCCUUUGAUCCAGAACAAGCACUGGAUGGAGGUUCAAUACAACGGACAGAAUCUUUAAGUGGAUCAUUAGCAUUCUGGGGUAUAGGUGAACGUACUCCAGGGGCAACUUCAGAAUCAGAAGCAUCAAGUUUAUUAUCGAUUGGUAAUUCAACCAUAACCCCUCAACAACCACCACCCUCAGCUGUAUCUUCAAUAAAACCUCCAACCAGAGAGAAUACAAUCAAUGCUUUGAGUAUAUCUAAUCCAAACUUAUCAUCUCAAGUGUUGCAACUUAAAACUCAAACAGCAACACAAACCCAAACAGGCUCAUCAUCAGCUGCUGCAUCUGCCACCACCACACCAUCUCCAAUAUCAACCAAUUCCUCCAAGAAAUCAAAAGCCCCAUGGGCAGUAAUGAAACGUCGAUUAACCGACAAAAUAUUCCUAACCGACUACCUCAUAGUCUCAAUCAUCAGCGGAAUAGGACAAAUGUACAUCUAUAGUGUUGGAUUCAUCGUCACCGCCCAAUAUUAUUAUGGAAAACAACCAACCACUCAUAUCAAAAGAGGUGGUGGAGGUACACCAAUUGACCCGCAUGCAGAACAUCUUCAAGCAAUUCAAGUGUCUGUGAUUUCAAUUGCGUCAUUUUCCGGCAGAUUAAUUGCCGGAUUCGUGAGUGAUUAUUUACAUAAACGAUUUCAAAUCCAACGACUUUGGAUCGUACAAUUCACAAUUAUAUUAAUGAGCGUGGGACAAUAUCUUUUGAUUGUGAAUGUGUCUAAUCAUUUAUUGGUGGCGGUGACAUCGGCUAUUGUUGGGGGUUGUUAUGGAUUGGUGUUUGGAACAUAUCCUGCGAUUAUUGCUGAUAAAUUCGGGACUAGGACUUUUUCAACAACUUGGGGUUUGAUAUGUACUGGACCUUUGAUUACUUUAUAUGUGUUGAAUAAAUAUUUUGGAAAGAUUUAUGAUGGAAAUACUGAUGCAAAGACUGGGAUUUGUUAUUUGGGUAAUGGAUGUUAUAAACAAGCAUUUGAAUUGAGUAUUAUAUUAUGUUUUGCGGUAUUUUUCAUUAAUUUAAUUCUUAUUUAUUAUCAAAGAAAGAAGAGAAGGUAA
This is a messenger RNA of Hemisphaericaspora subhashii, 1716 nucleotides long. RefSeq lists its product as uncharacterized. The record is from RefSeq and is a predicted model, not a curated record. Bases 1 to 1716 code for a protein of 571 amino acids. The transcript is spliced from 2 exons. Gene Ontology annotation, cellular component: membrane. Lineage: Eukaryota; Fungi; Ascomycota; Pichiomycetes; Serinales; Debaryomycetaceae.